GAUGAAGCAGGAAUCCCAGGUAUACUAGUUGGAGUUUCUGUAGAUGGAGAGGAAGUCUGGUCAGAAGGUUUGGGUUAUGCUGAUGUAGAGAAUCGUGUAGUAUGUAAGCCAGAGACAAUCAUGCGAAUUGCUAGUAUUAGCAAGUGCCUUACAAUGAUGGCUGUUGCUAAAUUGUGGGAAGAGGGGAAACUGGAUUUAGAUGCUCCAGUGCAGAAAUAUGUCCCUGAAUUUCCAGAAAAAGUCUACGAGGGUGAAAAGGUCGCUAUUACUACAAGACUGUUAGUUUCACACUUGAGUGGGAUUCGUCACUAUGAAAAAGAUGUUACAAAAGUAAAAGAAGAAAAGGAAAAGGCAAACAGAGCAUUUAAACUAACAAAGCCCUAUCAGGAUAAAGAACAAAAAGAAAAAGAAGGCAAAGGGAUUGAAAAGACUGAUUCUGUCAAACUGAGGAAAGAACACGAAGGUGAGGUAAAAAGCCAAAAUGCAAAACCUGGCAGGAGAGACAAGGAAUUUGAGCAAGAAGAAUAUUAUUUGAAGGAAAAAUUUGAAAGUGUGAUUGAAUCACUGAAGAUAUUUAAAAACGAUCCUUUAUUCUUUAAACCAGGUAGUCAGUUCUUGUAUUCAACAUAUGGCUUUACUCUCUUAAGCGCUGUUGUGGAGAGAGUUUCAGGACAAAAAUUUACAGAUUAUAUGCUAAAAAUGUUUCGUGAUUUGGAUAUGCUAUCAACUGUACUAGAUGACAAUGAAGCAAUGAUAUAUAACAGAGCAAGGUGUUAUGUUUACAACAAAAAGGGACGGCUGGUAAAUGCACCAUAUGUGGACAACUCUUACAAGUGGGCUGGUGGUGGCUUUCUGUCAUCAGUAGGUGACCUUCUGAAAUUUGGAAAUGCCUUGUUAUACAGUUAUCAAGCUGGACAAUUUAAAAACACUAGCGGCAAACUUCUUCCUGGGUACCUCAAACCAGACACUGUUGCAAUGAUGUGGACCCCAGUGCCAAAAACAGAGGUAUCGUGGGACAGGGAUGGUAAAUAUGCAAUGGCUUGGGCUGUAGUAGAGAAAAAACAACAAUAUGGCUGUUGCAGACAGCAGAGACACUAUGCAUCUCAUACGGGUGGUGCAGUGGGGGCAAGUAGUGUCCUCCUGAUUCUUCCUGAAGAGCUGGACUCUGAAGCUAUAGAUACUGGGCUAGUGGCACCACCUAGAGGAGUAAUUGUUAGUAUUAUUUGUAAUAUGCAAUCGGUUUCACUCAACAGCACUGCCUUAAAGAUUGCAAGGGAAUUUGAUAAAGAAAAAUGGGCACGAUAUGUAGAUUAAAAAAAGAAAUAGGUGUAACUGAAC
Balearica regulorum gibbericeps (East African grey crowned-crane) is the source of this 1338-nucleotide messenger RNA. Lineage: Eukaryota; Metazoa; Chordata; Aves; Gruiformes; Gruidae. The record is from RefSeq and is a predicted model, not a curated record.